AUGAGUUUUUCUUCCUAUGAGCUGUAUUUGCAGUACUGCUUACAAGACUUGGAAGAAGUCAGUGAACAAUUUCCUGAUGACUGGUCCGAAGGUACCCGGUACACAGGUACCCCCGCUAUCUAUCACACCUGCUACACAGGUACCUGGUACACAGGCACCCCUGCUACACAUCACGCCCGCUACACAGGCACCCCCACUACAUGGACACCCCCGCUAGAUGGCACCCCUGCUACACAGGUGUCAGUGAACAAUUUCCUGAUGACUGGUCCGAAGGCUUACCUGAUCUACUCCAGCAGCGUGGCAGCCGGUGCCCAGAGUGGUAUUGAAGAAUGCAAAUACCAGUUUGCCUGGGACCGUUGGAACUGUCCUGAGAGAGCCCUGCAGCUGUCCAGCCAUGGAGGGCUUCGCAGCGCUAACCGAGAGACAGCGUUCGUACACGCCAUCAGUUCUGCUGGAGUCAUGUACACUCUGACGAGGAACUGCAGCCUCGGGGACUUUGACAACUGUGGCUGCGAUGACUCCCGUAACGGGCAGCUGGGGGGCCAAGGCUGGCUAUGGGGAGGCUGCAGUGACAACGUGGGAUUUGGAGAGGCAAUUUCCAAGCAGUUUGUCGAUGCCCUGGAGACAGGACAGGAUGCCCGGGCAGCCAUGAACCUGCACAACAAUGAGGCCGGCCGCAAGGCGGUCAAGGGCACCAUGAAACGCACCUGUAAGUGCCACGGCGUGUCUGGCAGCUGCACCACGCAGACCUGCUGGCUGCAGCUGCCCGAGUUCCGCGAGGUGGGCGCGCACCUGAAGGAGAAGUACCACGCAGCACUCAAGGUGGACCUCCUGCAGGGUGCUGGCAACAGCGCGGCGGGCCGCGGCGCCAUCGCCGACACCUUCCGCUCCAUCUCCACCCGGGAGCUGGUGCACCUGGAGGACUCCCCGGAUUACUGCCUGGAGAACAAAACGCUAGGGCUGCUGGGCACGGAAGGCCGAGAGUGCCUGCGGCGCGGGCGGGCCCUGGGCCGCUGGGAGCGCCGCAGCUGCCGCCGGCUCUGCGGGGACUGCGGGCUGGCGGUGGAGGAGCGCCGCGCCGAGACCGUGUCCAGCUGCAACUGCAAGUUCCACUGGUGCUGCGCUGUCCGCUGCGAGCAGUGCCGCCGGGGGGUCACCAAGUACUUUUGUAGCCGCGCAGAGCGGCCGCGGGGAGGCGCUGCGCACAAACCCGCGAGAAAUCCCUAAGGUCUCCGCUUCCGCCUUCUUUCUCCAUUUGUCCUUGGCUUUAUUUAGAGACCCCAGUAAUAGAGGGACCUAGAGAAUGGGGACCCUGCACUCCCAAGCCCAGGGGUCGUGAGAGGGAGAGACUGCAAUCCCUCCAGAGCUUGCCACUUUCCUACCGUCUUCCCCAAAUUCCUCUGCACUGUCCUAGAGCUCUCAGUUGUCCUCACAGCCACACUUACUAGGUCUGAGAACUCUCAAGAUUUUGAGGCUCCCCCUUGGUAGCUGUCCAAGGCCUGACAUAGCCUAUCAAGCCUCAGCAGCCGGAACUCCACGCCGACAUUCAGGGUCUAGGCAAAGCCACGGAGUUUCUCUUUUGCCCACCGUCUCCUGCAGAGUCCAUGCCUGCCCUGUCCCAUUCCCUACUGUUGCCAGACUUCCCGGGAAUCUCCAAAGCUUUCUCUCUCUCCUUCUUCCCCCUCCCCUUCUUAGCUGGAAGAGAAACUAAAACUGACCUGGGAGAAAAACAUGCCUUUGGGGUUGGUUCCUUGAGGCAGAGGUGGAAGAUGGGGGAAGAGGGAAGCCUAGAGUGCCGCUUUGCCAAGCACCAAGGGGCUCCUCGUUCUGGGAUCCCACCUCACUAAUGGGCUUUAGCAGGGGUGAUGUCCUCCCUAGACAGUCACCCAAGAUAGUCCAGGCAUACCCAGAAGGUCCAGGACCUCUGUCCCUCUAAGGCUUAGGUACUGGGAGCUUGGUUCCCACUGUAAGGUUGAGAGGAGGUGGUGUCCAGAUGAUGGUGGCACCUUGCUUACGGGUGGGGUAAUGCCAUCUGGAGGGCAUGGGUUAGUUAGUUCCUUUAGGAGCAGGUAAAAGUUAAGACGGUUGCCAAGGCGGUCAUUGUCUGUAAAGUGACUUCUCCCUGCUCAACUUCCUCUUCUCCGCCCCCAUCGUUCCUCUGAGCCAAGACUGAAGAAAAGAAAGCCAACUCCCAUCGGACCCUAGUCCACGCCUCUAAGGGCAGGUCAUGGGAAGGAGACGCUGAGCUCUUUCCUUGCACUGGCCUGGGUCUGAAAGAGGCAGGGUGAGGGCAUUGGGGAUCUUCUUUCAUUUUGUAAACUUCCUGCAAUAAACUGUGGCUGACAGGAAGCUCAGCACCUUGAACUUUAACUUAUCGCAGUCGUUGUGAUAUGUGCCUUUCCCGGGGUA
Messenger RNA from Tupaia belangeri chinensis (Chinese tree shrew), 2409 nucleotides. It is a transcript of the gene WNT8B, whose product is annotated as Wnt family member 8B. Gene Ontology annotation, cellular component: extracellular region. The coding region runs from base 1 to 1227 and encodes 408 amino acids. NCBI's taxonomy places the organism in Eukaryota, Metazoa, Chordata, Mammalia, Scandentia, Tupaiidae. Gene Ontology annotation, biological process: canonical Wnt signaling pathway; multicellular organism development; cell fate commitment. The record is from RefSeq and is a predicted model, not a curated record. Gene Ontology annotation, molecular function: frizzled binding; cytokine activity. The transcript has 8 exons.